Molecule: messenger RNA, 7874 nt
Organism: Cydia fagiglandana
Lineage: Eukaryota; Metazoa; Arthropoda; Insecta; Lepidoptera; Tortricidae
Exons: 2
Coding region: 1540-7035 (1831 amino acids)
Biological process (GO): DNA integration
Molecular function (GO): zinc ion binding; nucleic acid binding
Source: RefSeq, a predicted model, not a curated record
AUAGUCAUUAUCGCUGGUGUGACGGUAAUGUUGAGAUGGCAAGCUUUCAUAAGACUUAUGUACAGUUUAGUUCCUGGCCUAAAGUAUCUGGCCAGAGGCAUCAUGUAUAGGGCUGUCAGGCAGCUGGCGUCAAGCUUAGCGUAAGGCCCGAAGCCAUGACUGAGAGUAAGAGAGGGUAACCUAUAGAGGAGCAUGGUGUGUCUAUGGAGGAAGAGGCGAGCUAUUUGGGGAUGGUUGGAGGCCCGUCAGGGAACAAGAGGUUCCCGCCACCAUGCUCAUAGUAUGUAUGGGUCUUGCCAGGCCGAGGCAGAGUGUCAGGCAAGACCAAGAGAGGUUACCCGAGGAGGACUGAGAAAGUACAUGUCCUCCGUAACCAGAGUGUGUAUCUGGUUAUCAGUAAGAGAGAGAGAGAUGAUGCAAUGGUUGUAGUAGAGACUCUAGUAAGAUAAUAAUUAAUAGGCAAGCUUGCUUUCUCGGGUUACUAUCAUACUAUAAUUAUUGUGUGUUCUUAUGUCGCUAUAAAUAUGUAUAUGAAUAUUACAUUUGAUAUUAAAUCUAUUAGCUCCGCGACAUAAUUUGGUGGAGUUGCUAAAGAAUUGAAAUCCAUCACAAGCAGAUGAAAGAAAAGAACUGAAGUCUGUGCGGGGUGGAGGAGUUGUGGAGUGUAUGGGGCCCAAUGCAUUCCGCAGCUCUUCUAUUUCUGAACAGGCUCUAAUGAUUAAAUAUUUAUUGACAAGCAGAAAUGUAUAUAAAUACAUUUUUUUUUCGGUUGGGUAGUCUCUCUGUAGAGUAUUGUGAGAGCAUGAGAUUGGUAACCAUUGCAUAUGGAAUUAGAGUCCAGAAUUUUGUUGCAUGAACAGUGCAACUACUGAAGCCGAAUAUUGGCAUGGUUAUUAUAUUAUGGCAUUAAAAGUAAUUUACUGUUUAUACCUGAAAUAAACAUUCAACCUCUAUUUAUUUAUUUCGCAUUUAAAUUUAUUCCGGUCUUUAUCGAUUUAAUUGAUUUAUGUGCGUCAUCGAUUCAUUCGAUUUAUGUGCGUCAUCGAUUCAUUCGAUUUAUGUACUCAACAUGAUUAAGAAGUUGAGAGACGACAAUAUAGCCGUCGCUGUAGUCAGAGUGAGACAGCGAUAUGUUUUAAGUUGUUACGUUCGGGAAUCGAUUUUAUUCGAUUGUUCAUUUGAACGAAGAUUUUUAUAAGUUAACAUUUUUUUAUGAAUACUGUGUAUACUUAAUAAAGAAUUUAAACAAUAUUGUGGUUUUAUUAGCGUGUUUUUGUUUUAUUAUUAUUAUGUUUUGCGUCUACGUUAAUUAUUUAAUAAGUUGGUUUUGGUCCGAUGACAAUUCCGUCUGUGGCCAAAAAACCUAGAUGCCACUGUGCGUAUUGAAGUUGUUGCGAAAAAGAAUAAAAAGUUUGUCUUGUCUUGUCGUGUUUGGAAAAUAUUUAGCAAGUGCAUAAUGGCGUGAGAUUUGUGUUUUUAUAAGUUAUUAAUUUAAAAGAAAGUGAAUGCUGAAGAGGAUACGACUGUUGAGGUAGCAAGAUGGAAGAAAUUCUUUCUACAGCGUUGCGCUCCCGCGUAGAAAGACUGAAAGAAACUGUAAAAAUAACGGUAGAUUUACUGAACAAAGUCGAAACAGGAGUAGGAGUACAACAACAAGAAUUAGUUGUAAAUAAGAUCGAUCUAAAGAGUAAAUUAACUCAAUUUCAAAUCCAAUUGGACAAAUACAUAAAUCACGUGACGAACCCACAGAAAGAAUUUUAUCAAGAAUGUGACGAACUACAAAUUCAAGCAGAGGACGCUAUAACGAAGAUGGAAAUAGUGCUCAAAAUUUAUUCCGAAGAGAACAACACCCAAAAUAAAACUAAACUACCCAAAUUAGACUUGAUCAAAUUCAAUGGCGACAUUUUGAAAUGGAACUCGUUUUGGGACAGAUUCGUGGCCAAUGUAGAGAAUAAAAAUAUAGCGGACGUGGAGAAGUUAUCAUAUUUAGUAGGUUCUUUAGAGGGUCCGGCACUCCAAGCAAUUGAAGGCUUGGAGACGACUAACCAGAAUUAUGAGGUCGCAACUUUAAUUCUUAAAAAUAGGUUUGGGAAGAAAAAUAACGUAAUAGAUGCUCACAACAAAGCCUUAUUAAAUCUGGAACGAGCCCAAUCUACUAUUGAGUGCCGAAAAAUAUUAAAUAACAUAGAUACUCACCUACGGGUAUUAUCUGCAUACGGAGAAAACACCGAAGCAAGCUAUUUGCGAGGGAUUAUAUUAGAUAAGUUUCCAGAAACGGUAUUGUAUCAGGUUAAAAUUUUAAUUUCGGAAGAAGAAAGUACAGACAGCAUAAAGAAAGCACUAGAUAAGGUCAUAACGGCCAUGGAAAGAAUAAAUAUACAAACACCACAAACGCUACAAACAUCAACGUCCGGAUCUACAUCAACAGCUGCUUCAACGUCUGGAUCUAUUUCGACAGCUGCUUCAACGUCAGGAUCUACAUCAACCCUACUUAAAGUUACAAGAGAAAGACCAGCAAAACGCAAGAGGCUGUUUGACAGAACUAACACAUUUAAGUCUAAACGUCCAAAAAUUUCAUGCAUUUUCUGUGGCAAAGCGGGACAUUACAAUGAUGAUUGUAAUGAAUAUAAAACAAUCAAAGAAAGGAUAAGUAGACUGCAACAAAGGUGCUUCUUAUGUUUCAAGAAUGGCCAUAGAGCCUCUAAAUGCUUCAGUAAAAGGAAGUGUCAUCACUGUAAUAAAUUACACAAUAGAGCUUUGUGCCCGCAGAAAACUAUGAAAGGUAAAAUAGAUAUAGAACCUGUUCCUAUGAUAGAAAAAACAUCAGUUAAUGUAUGUAACCGUGUGUGCAAUUUUUUACAGACUGCAGUAACACAGAUAGCAAGCCAGCACAACAAACACCUGACAUGUAGAUUACUUAUGGAUUGUGGGAGUAUGAGGUCAUAUAUCUCAAACAAAUUGGCAAAAGACCUUGAAAUCAAAAAGAACAAUGAAGUUGAUUUAAUUGUCUAUACAUUUGGAUCUAAUAAACCUUACACUAUUAAAAGUUCAUCAGCGGAGGUAACUGUUCUAACAAAGAGACAAAUUGAGAAGAAAAUAAAAGUAAAUAUUGUACCACAUAUAACAGAUCACGUCCCAGUUGCCAAAAUUAAUCAUCCUAAAAUAGAUAUAAGUGCGGAUGAUGAAUCGGUCGGUCAAAGAGUUGACUUGUUGAUCGGUAACGACAUGUAUUUUUCGUUCCUCAGAAAAGACCUUAUAAAAAUAAAAGAAGACUUAUAUCUGAUCGACUCAGAUUUUGGUUGGCUGACUGGAGGCUUCGACAGGGCUUUCAAUAAUAAAAAUGAAGAGGUGCUGUCAGUCGUGACAUAUUGUAGUUGUCAUGAUUCUAACUGUCCAUAUUUCUCCGAGCCAGAUCUUCCCCUCCGUAAUAUUGAUGUUAAGUUCUUAUGGGCGCUUGAGAGUAUUGGCAUCACGGACUCACCGAAGACGACAAAGGAAGAAGAAGCAGUUCACCAUUUUAACGAAAAUGUCAAGUACCAAGAAGGAAGAUAUCAAGUUAAGUGGCCGUGGAUACAAUAUCCUCCGGAAUUGCCCACAAAUUACGGACUCGCGCUUGGAAGGUUGAAAAGCUUAAUAAAACGUUCUGAUGAAGAAACUCUCGACAACUAUAAAGAAAUCCUAAAAGAACAGUUAGAAGCUAAGGUGAUUGAGAUAGUCCAGCCUUCACCUUUUCACGAACUGACACAUCCAGUUCAUUUCUUGCCUCAUCAUAUUGUAAAUCAAAAGGGAAAGAGAGGGCGUAUAGUGUAUGACGCGUCAUCAAAAAUUAAGAAUGAAAAAAGCCUUAAUGAAUGUCUGUAUGGUGGCCCAUCUAUGUUGGAAGAUCUUACGGGACUAAUCUUCAAUUUCAGAACAGGAAAGAUAGGCAUAACAGCUGAUGUGGAACGAGCUUUCCUCCAAGUGGGACUUCAAACAGAAGAUAGAGACGUUACCAGAUUUCUUUGGGUGAAAGAUCCCUUGAAGGAAGUAACAGAAGACAAUAUAGUACAGUAUCGUUUUUGUCGUGUCCCAUUUGGAAUUAUAUCCAGUCCUUUUUUAUUGACAGCGACGAUCAGACAUCAUAUUUCAAAGACAGAAAAUUCCCUACUAUCAAAAAUAGCAGACAGAUGUUAUGUGGAUAAUUUGGUAACGUCAGCUGGUUCCAACAAGGAAGCUCUACAACUGUACAAGGAUACAAACCGCAUAUUCCAGGAACUAGGUAUGAAUAUUAGAGACUGGAUGUCUAAUGACAAAGACUUUAUUGAGCAAAUUCCUUUAACUCAGAGAGAAAAACGGACAGAUAAGAUGAAGAUUCUCGGCUUAUUAUGGAAUAUAAAGAAUGACACCCUACAACUCAAUAUAGAUCCAGAAAUUUUUAUCACUGAGUCAAGAGGAAUCACGAAGAAAGGAGUGCUCAAAGUAUUAGCACGUUUAUAUGACCCCUGUGGUUUUGCAUCACCUUUAAUACUUCCUGGAAAGUUAUUAUUCCAGGAACUCUGCAAAAGAAAACUGAAAUGGGAAGAUACACUGCCUGAUGAUAUGCAGACGUUAUGGGAAAACAUAGUUAAAAACCUAGCUGCUAUAAAAGACAUAGAAGUUCAAAGAUACGUCGGAGAUACAUGCGAACAAACAGGAAAGAUCAUACGAUAUGAACUACAUGGUUUUACAGAUGCGUCUAUGAAUUCAUAUGCAGCGAUUGUAUAUUUGAGACUUAUAGGCGAAGACAAAACAGCAGUCACUUUCCUGAUGUCUAAGACGAGGAUCACACCAAUAGAAGACAAAAAUGAUUUGAAAAUCCCAAGACUUGAGUUGUUAUCCUUCUUGAUUGGUAGCAGGUUAAUGAAAUAUAUACAUGAUCAUAUAGAUAUAAAACUUUCAAGGUUGUAUCUAUGGUCUGACAGCCAAGUUGUCUUGGCAUGGAUGAAGACAAGCAAAUUACUGCCUCCAUUUGUAGCAAGGCGCGUUAAUGAAAUAAAACAAACCAGCCAUAUCCUGGGUAUAGAGCUACGAUAUGUGGAUACAAAAAAUAACCCGGCAGAUAUAGCAACUAGACCAGAAUUAUGGCAAAAGAAACAAGAGUUAUGGUUUUAUGGACCAAAAUUCCUUACCAAAGAUGAAAAUCAUUGGCCUAAUGACACACAAACUAAUAAAGAGCUUUGCUUGGUUGGGAGGGCUCUAGAGAUAGUUGAUGGUCCAGAGAUGACUUCGAAGGGUUAUGAAAGUGAAGAAUUAGCCCUCACAACAGAAGAGCAAGAACUCACCGAGCAAUUGAAUGAGGAACCUUCAAAUAUUGAUAAUACAACUGGAAAUGAUAUCACUACAGACAACAUUAAGAGGAUUCAGAAAGAAUACCUUCCAAACGAAGUCAUGGGAAAAAGAACUAAUCUGUCGUUAGAUUUAGGAAUAUUCCGCGACGUAGAUGGAGUAUUGAGGAGCAAAGGACGUUUUGGGAAAGCAAAUUUGCCAUAUGAUAAGAAGUAUCCAAUAGUGAUCCCAAAACAAUCCUCUUUGGCAACCCAGAUUAUUAAAAGGACACAUGAAGAAAAUUAUCAUGUAGGUGUGCCCCACACCUUGAGUAUUAUAAGAGAAAAAUAUUGGAUACCCCAGGGACGUGCUCAAGUUCAGAAAGUUAUUAGAAGGUGCCCACAAUGCGUGAAGUAUGGUGGAGGCCCUUUUCAGUUACCACCAGCACCGGAGCUACCAAGUGCAAGAGUAAAUUAUAGCUCACCUUUCCAUUGUACCGGCUUAGACUAUCUAGGACCUGUCCUAGUAGAUACAGAUAAAGGAAAAGAAAAAAGGUGGAUAUGUCUAUUAACAUGUUUAGCAGUACGAGCUUUGCAUCUAGAAUUAGUUAAAGACUUAUCAGCGAAGGAGUGCUUACUAGCCAUUAGGAGAUUCACAGCUAUUAGGGGCAUACCGGACACCAUAAUCUCUGAUAACGCACUCCAAUUCAAACUGACCAGUGAAGUCCUGUCGUCAGAGUACUGUAUGAAUAAAGGUAUUAAAUGGAAAUUUAUAGCUCAGCUGGCACCUUGGCAGGGAGGCUUUUAUGAACGACUAGUAGCUUUAGUUAAGCACUGCUUGAAACGCACGUUGGACAAACAUCUGUUGACUGAGAACCAGAUGACAACGGUCCUUAAAGAGGUGGAAUCGGUGCUUAACACUAGACCGUUGACUGCAGUAGGUGCAGAGCCAGAAGAAGUACUGAAGCCAGCCGACUUCUUGACCCUUGGACAGUGCUUAGAUUUAAAUACAGAUUUACAAAUAAAUCAACAACUGACAAAUACAAAGGUUGACCUAGUGCAAAGUUGGAGAAGAGGUCAAAUGAUUCUUGAAGAAUAUAAAAGAAUGUUCAUUAACCAAUAUCUGCCAAGUCUUAGAGAGAGAUCCUUCCACACACACAAACAACCAAGAAUUAAAUCUAAAAAAGUACCUGAAAUAGGAGAUAUAGUUCAAAUCAGAGAUGACUCCAAGAAUAGGACAAAUUGGAAAGUGGGAAAAAUUGUCUCUCUGAUUAAGGGCCAAGAUGGUGUUGUAAGAGUUGCUAGAGUCAAAGUUAAUGAUACGGAAUUCACACGAUCUCUUGGCCACUUGUACCCGUUAGAAGCAGACGAUGUUGAAGAAACAUGUAUACCAAAUAAAGAACUGCCUGAAAUGGUCAAUCAGGAAGAAAAUAAAGUAGUAAGAGUGGAAGAUACUUUAGACUCCAGUAAUGUUGAUGAAAUGCCUCAAGUGCCUGUAACGGACACAAGUAGCCCGGAUAUACCUCCGGAUCAGAUAAUUGAUAACAAUAAUCCAGAGACCGUUCCUAGUGAUGAAUCAUUAUCAUUACAAGAAAAUCCACUGACUCCUGUAGAAGAAACUUGCCCUACUCCGACAGACUUUGUUGAAGGUUCAGUAAUCGAAAGUCCUAGUAGAAAUGAGAAGAGAGACGCUGCCAUUAAAGCCAGAGAGAAGAUAGCGGAAUGGACGCGUCACCUGUUAACCGUCUUGUAACAUUUUCUUUGCCGUGGCGAGUGUCGCGAUGAUGCGCGAUACGGACCAAUAAUACAGGUAACUGUCAUUCGCUUUUUACAUCCUGGUAACACUGAGCUGAAAAAGAAAUAGUUGAAUAUCGAGUCGUAACGGCGGCGCGAGAAGAAUAAGUGAGGAAAAGAAAAGGUAAUACCUAUAGGAGAGGCAAGGAGACCUGAUGGAAACAGGUGCAGACUGCUUAUGGUAUGAGCAGUGUACAGAGCCAACUACUCUUGGUGAGUUUCCCCUUUAAUAGUCAUUAUCGCUGGUGUGACGGUAAUGUUGAGAUGGCAAGCUUUCAUAAGACUUAUGUACAGUUUAGUUCCUGGCCUAAAGUAUCUGGCCAGAGGCAUCAUGUAUAGGGCUGUCAGGCAGCUGGCGUCAAGCUUAGCGUAAGGCCCGAAGCCAUGACUGAGAGUAAGAGAGGGUAACCUAUAGAGGAGCAUGGUGUGUCUAUGGAGGAAGAGGCGAGCUAUUUGGGGAUGGUUGGAGGCCCGUCAGGGAACAAGAGGUUCCCGCCACCAUGCUCAUAGUAUGUAUGGGUCUUGCCAGGCCGAGGCAGAGUGUCAGGCAAGACCAAGAGAGGUUACCCGAGGAGGACUGAGAAAGUACAUGUCCUCCGUAACCAGAGUGUGUAUCUGGUUAUCAGUAAGAGAGAGAGAGAUGAUGCAAUGGUUGUAGUAGAGACUCUAGUAAGAUAAUAAUUAAUAGGCAAGCUUGCUUUCUCGGGUUACUAUCAUACUAUAAUUAUUGUGUGUUCUUAUGUCGCUAUAAAUAUGUAUAUGAAUAUUACAUUUGAUAUUAAAUCUAUUAGCUCCGCG